AUGACACAAGUAUUUUGUUCACAUAUUUUAGUAAAACAUACUGGUUCUAGAAAUCCACAUUCAUGGAGAGAAACAACAAUUACUAGAACAAAAGAACAAGCAAUUCAAAAAUUAAAAGUAUUAAGAGAACAAAUUGUUAAAGGGAAAAAAGAUUUUCGUCAAACAGCAAUAAUUGAAUCAGAUUGCUCAAGUAGUGCUCAAGGUGGAUUAUUAUUAGGAACAAUAGAACAAUAUCAAAAACCAUUUGCUGACGCUUAUUUGAAAUUAAAAGUAGGGGAAAUUAGUGAUAUUAUUGAAACUGAUUCAGGUGUUCACAUUAUUUUACGUUUACCAGAAGGAACAACUCAAUAA
Entamoeba histolytica HM-1:IMSS is the source of this 351-nucleotide messenger RNA. RefSeq names its product peptidyl-prolyl cis-trans isomerase, putative. NCBI's taxonomy places the organism in Eukaryota, Evosea, Mastigamoebida, Endamoebidae. The transcript is spliced from 2 exons. Bases 1 to 351 code for a protein of 116 amino acids. Gene Ontology annotation, molecular function: peptidyl-prolyl cis-trans isomerase activity. Gene Ontology annotation, cellular component: cytosol; nucleus. The record is from RefSeq and is a predicted model, not a curated record.